Meloidogyne enterolobii is the source of this 585-nucleotide messenger RNA. Lineage: Eukaryota; Metazoa; Nematoda; Chromadorea; Rhabditida; Meloidogynidae. The record is from the annotation of a GenBank genome assembly.
AUGGACGUCGACAGCCUUUUGAAUCAUCUCUUGUGUACACGUGACAUUAUUGGGGUGAAUCCUGCCGUUCUCAACAAAAUAAUCCAUCAAGCAAUGAAAGUAUUUGAAACGCAGCCUGUAGUGUUAGAGUUGAACCCCCCUAUAACGAUAUGUGGAGAUAUUCAUGGGCAAUACAAUGACUUAAUCGAAUUGUUCAAUAAAAUUGGCCAACCCGGAAAGCAACUGCCCUCGACAAAAUAUCUGUUUCUUGGGGAUUAUGUUGACAGAGGCGAGAAGUCAAUUGAGACAAUCAUUUUAUUGUUUUGCUACAAAAUCAAAUUUUCAAAGAAUUUUUUUAUGAUUCGAGGAAACCACGAAACUUCUUCUAUUAACGCCGUUUAUGGAUUCAAAAAAGAGAUAUCUAAAAAGUUUGGGAAUAAUUAUGAAAAAUUAUGGGACACGUUUAACAACGCCUUUGCGCAAAUGCCUAUAACUGCACUAGUUGGAGGCGAGAAAUUCCUUUUUUUUCGUUAUAAUUUCAAAACAUUUUACAGGUCGUAUUUUGUGUAUGCACGGAGGCAUCUCGCAACACUUAGGAUCACUUAA